Messenger RNA from Dentiscutata heterogama, 216 nucleotides. The record is from the annotation of a GenBank genome assembly. NCBI's taxonomy places the organism in Eukaryota, Fungi, Glomeromycota, Glomeromycetes, Diversisporales, Gigasporaceae.
AUGGCCUCUAAUUUAUCAUUAGAAUUUCUGGCAAACGCUUUAAUGAAUAGCCUCGAUCGUGGGAAGAUCUUUCCGCCUCAGUUGAACAAUCCUGAAGAAUUAUUAUCAGCUCAUUGUAAUCGAAUUAGUCCUCCUACGCGACCCCCUAACGGGUUUCUCUUAUGUAGAAAAAACGUUCAUUUCGAAGCAAAACAACAAGGACAUUGUAAUAUGCGU